Messenger RNA from Morus notabilis, 481 nucleotides. RefSeq names its product 36.4 kDa proline-rich protein-like. The record is from RefSeq and is a predicted model, not a curated record. The transcript has a single exon. The annotation marks the transcript as partial. Lineage: Eukaryota; Viridiplantae; Streptophyta; Magnoliopsida; Rosales; Moraceae.
CCCCCGGUGACCGUUCCCCCGGUCACUCUACCACCGGUUGUCAACCCCCCGGUGACUGUUCCCCCAGUUACCGUCCCUCCUGUUACUGUCCCUCCGGUUGUCGGUCUUCCCCCAAUUGGUCUCCCGCCAAUCGUAUCAAAUCCACCAUCCGGCUCUAGCCCAGCAAAGCCAUGCCCACCACCACCAGCGUCCAAGGAAACUUGCCCGAUUGACACAUUGAAGCUUGGUGCUUGUGUGGACCUUCUUGGUGGGCUUGUACACAUUGGACUCGGCGACCCGGUGGUCAACAAGUGUUGCCCAAUCCUUCAAGGGCUUGUUGAGGUUGAAGCUGCGGUUUGCCUCUGCACCACUCUCAAAAUCAAGGCUCUCAACCUCAACAUCUAUGUCCCACUUGCUCUUCAGCUUCUUGUCACUUGUGGAAAGACACCUCCUCCUGGCUACACCUGCUCUCUGUAGACUUAGUAAGUACCUCUUACCCCUA